AUGCAAAAAGAGAUGGUCCAUUUGCCGAAAUCUUUCCUAGGAUUUUUGCCCCUUUACGCAGGCGUCGAGCUUGGCCUCGGAAUCUCCAUUCUCAACAAAUGCAGUGGAUUCUAUGGUAUAUUGGCUCUGUUUACAGGCCACCAGCUGGAUUUUAUGCAGUGGGUCUUCUAUCUAUUUUCUGCGUUUACGUUGGUUGUAUAUUCGAUUGGCCUUCGCCAAGUCAAUAAACCAAACCUUUUGAGCUUUUCGCUUGUUUUGGUCAUUUUUACGCUCGAUACUGCGCUGACAUGCUUCUUCACCGUGUGGUUCAGUGCCGCCUGGUUUUCUGCGGAAGCUCAAGAAUUUACAGAUCCAAAAUCAACAACAAUUCAAAGCGCAGGAGCAGCGAUUGGACCUGGGAAGGAACUAAACCCUCGAGGCAAGACUUUGGAAUCCCAAAGUGCUUCUCAAAGCUAUGAAUUUUUCUUCACGAUACUAUUUACUGUUAUCACGCUUGUAGCUAGAUUCUACUUCAAUUUCAUCAUGGUCGCCUUCGUACAGAGGCUUCUUCGCCAUCCAAAGUACAUGGUCGAUCAAGACGAUGUUGAGCAAAAUUUGAAGAAUAGGUCCUUCUUUCAACGCUGGUGGAUAAAGUCUGAAAAAUCCUGCUACAAAUUCUGCCGGCGUUAUCUCGCUUAG
Lachancea fermentati is the source of this 678-nucleotide messenger RNA. The record is from the annotation of a GenBank genome assembly. NCBI's taxonomy places the organism in Eukaryota, Fungi, Ascomycota, Saccharomycetes, Saccharomycetales, Saccharomycetaceae.